AUGGAUCUUAAAGACUAUUACCUGUUGGCUGCCCUCUUUGCUUGUUUAUGGUUAGAUCCUUCAAUAGCCCAAGAGCUGAUCUACCCCAUCAGAGAAGAGUUGCAAGAAAAUGUCCUCAUUGGAAACAUACCAAAGGACCUAAACAUUUCCCAUACAAAUGCUGCCACCGGAGCAAGUGCUAAUCUUGUGUAUAGGCUGGUCUCCAAAGCAGGAGACAACCCACUGGUCCGAGUUCUGAGCAGUACCGGUGAGAUAUUCACAACAUCCAACAGAAUCGACAGGGAGAAGUUGUGCCCGGGUCCCUCGUUCGAGGACAGCGAGUGCUCUUUUGAAAUUGAAGUGGUCAUCCUGCCUAAUGACUAUUUUAGAUUGAUUAAGAUUAAAAUCAUCGUCAAAGACACGAAUGACAAUGCUCCCAUGUUCCCGUCCCCUGUAAUCAACAUCUCCAUCCCGGAAAACACUCUCAUCAACAGCCGUUUCGCUAUUCCUUCUGCCACUGACCCGGACACCGGCCCCAACAGUGUCCACAAAUACGAGCUGGUCAAUGGGCAGAGUGCCUUCGGGUUAGACAUUGUGGAAACGCCUGAGGGGGAGAAGUGGCCCCAGCUCAUUGUGCAGCAGAACCUGGACAGGGAGCAGAAGGACACAUAUGUGAUGAAGAUCAAAGUGGAGGACGGUGGCAGUCCACAGAAGUCCAGCACCGCUAUCCUCCAGGUCACAGUGACAGACGUCAAUGACAACAGACCAGUGUUUAAAGAGAGUCAGAUGGAGGUUCACAUACCAGAGAACUCUCCUACUGGAACGUCUGUUGUUCAGCUUCAGGCUACGGACGCAGACAUAGGGGCAAAUGCAGAGAUCAGGUAUGUCUUUGGGACGCAGGUGUCCCCUGCCACAAAAAGACUCUUUGCAUUGAACACAACCACUGGCCUUAUAACUGUGCAAAGGCCUCUGGAUAGAGAAGAGACUGCUAUUCAUAAGCUAUCGGUUUUAGCCAGUGAUGGCAGCUCCAGUCCGGCCAAAGCUACUAUUACAAUAAAUGUGACUGAUGUAAAUGACAAUCCACCAAACAUUGACCUGAGAUACAUAAUCAGCCCUAUCAACGGCACUGUUUUCCUCUCUGAGAAAGAUCCUAUCAAUACGAAGAUAGCUCUAAUCACGGUAUCAGACAAAGACACUGACAUCAAUGGCAAGGUCAUUUGUUUUAUAGAGAAGGAUGUGCCCUUCCAUCUCAAGGCUGUGUAUGACAACCAGUAUCUAUUAGAGACAUCUGCCUUGCUUGAUUACGAAGGGACAAAAGAAUACAACUUCAAAAUCGUGGCCUCAGAUUCCGGAAAACCAAGCUUGAAUCAGACUGCCUUGGUGAGAGUGAGGUUGGAGGAUGAGAAUGACAACCCACCUAUUUUUACACAGCCAGUUAUUGAGCUUUCUGUUAUGGAAAACAACAAGCGUGACCUGUUCCUCACGACUCUUAGUGCCACUGACGAGGACAGUGGGAAAAAUGCGGAGAUCGUUUACCAGCUGGGACCCAAUGCAUCAUUUUUCGAUCUUGACCGGAAAACUGGGGUGUUGACCGCGUCCCGAGUCUUCGACCGGGAGGAGCAGGACAGGUUCCUCUUCACAAUCACGGCCAGAGAUAAUGGGACGCCGCCUCUCCAGUCGCAGGCAGCCGUCAUCGUGACCAUAUUGGAUGAAAAUGACAACAACCCCAAGUUUACUCACAACCACUUUCAGUUCUUUGUGUCUGAGAACCUCCCAAAAUACAGCACCGUGGGGGUGAUAACUGUGACAGAUUCCGAUGCAGGGGAAAACGCUGCUGUUUCACUUUCCAUAUUGAAUGACAAUGAGAACUUUAUCUUGGACCCUUAUUCUGGCGUGAUAAAAUCGAAUGUGUCAUUUGACAGGGAGCAACAGAGCUCCUACACAUUUGAUGUUAGGGCUGUAGACAGUGGUCGGCCCCCUUGUUCCUCAGCUGCCAAGGUCACCAUCAAUGUCAUUGAUGUCAAUGACAACACCCCUAUUGUUAUGUAUCCCCCCUCCAACACCUCUUUCAAGCUAGUUCCCCUCUCCUCCAUCCCAGGAUCGGUUGUAGCGGAGGUGUUUGCUGUAGACGGUGAUACAGGGAUGAAUGCAGAGCUGAAAUACACUAUUGUGAGUGGAAAUAACAAGGGCCUUUUCAGAAUUGACCCUGUCACGGGGAAUAUUACCCUGGAGGAGAAGCCAGCAGUGACUGACAUAGGGUUACAUAGAUUAGUGGUAAACAUUAGUGACCUGGGUUAUCCCAAGUCCCUCCAUACACUGGUGCUGGUUUUCCUGUACGUUAAUGAAACUGUUGGCAACUCCACGCUCAUCUAUGAUCUCAUCCGCCGCACGAUGGAGACCCCAAUCGACAGGAACAUUGGCGAAAACAGUGAGAAUUACCAAAGUGGUGAUUAUUUAACUAUAAUGAUAGCCUUUGUGACGGGCGCCUUAGUGGUGGUCAUCGUCAUCCUGGUCACUGUGCUGCUGCGCUGUCGCCACGCUUCUAGGUUCAAAGCCGCACAGAGGAAGAAGCAAGGCGCUGAGUGGAUGUCACCCAACACGGAAAACAAACAGAACAAAAAGAAAAGGCGCAAGAAAAGGAAGUCGCCCAAAAGCUCCCUGCUGAACUUUGUGACCAUUGAGGAGAACAAACCCGACGACCCUGCCCAUGAGCCAAUUAAUGGAACCAUCAGCAUCCCCACCGAGCUGGAGGAGCAAGGGAUUGGGCGCUUUGACUGGAAUGCCACACCUACCACAACGUUCAAACCGAGCAGCCCAGACUUGGCCCGACACUACAAGUCCGCCUCACCGCAGUCGGCCUUCCAUCUCAAGGCUGACACGCCUGUCUCUGUGAAGAAGCACCACGUGAUUCAGGAGCUCCCAUUGGAUAACACCUUUGUUGGGGGCUGCGACACCCUUUCCAAGAGGUCCUCCACUAGCUCUGACCACUUCAGUGCCUCUGAGUGCAGCUCCCAAGGAGGUUUCAAGACGAAGGGGCCCAUGCACACCAGACAGCAGUCACCUUUGGUUGGAACUUUAACUCGUGCCCGAACUGAACUGAACCCUGAAUAUCUGGACCUUCGUCCCCGAGCUGAGCUGAACCCUGAAUAUUGGACCCCAUGCACCCCUUUAUCGCAGCGGCGCGUCACGUUUCACCUGCCGGACGGCUCUCAGGAGAGCUGCAGUGACAGCGGUCUGGGGGACCACGAGCCUGUAGGCAGUGGCUCUCUCCUCACACAACCUCUCCCUCUGGUGCAGGCGCAGGACGACUUCUACGAACAGGCCUCCCCCGACAAGAGGACCGAAGCAGACGGCAACUCCGAUCCUAACUCCGAUGGGCCGCUGGGACCCCGUGGCCUCGUGGAAGCGACAGAGAUGUGCACACAGGAAUGCCUGGUCCUGGGACACUCAGACAACUGCUGGAUGCCUCCGACCUUGGGAACAUACCAGCAACCCAAAUCACCGGUGUCCAGCUUUGGCUCCCAGAGGGAGUGGGGGCCCAAGGACCAACUACUAAACGGACACACCCUGACCAGAGCCUGGAAAAACGAGGGCGGCCGGUCGGACCAUUUCGCUGAAAGGAAGCAAUUCGGGAGCGGAGACGGACACUUCACAGGCGGCGGUAACAUGGCCGACAUCCCACUGGCAAGUUUGAAAUCCUACCAGUCAGCCUCCUGCCCAGACAGCCCGAAGGAGCAGCAGUUAUAA
This is a messenger RNA of Lampris incognitus (smalleye Pacific opah), 3726 nucleotides long. RefSeq names its product protocadherin-9. The transcript has 5 exons. Gene Ontology annotation, molecular function: calcium ion binding. Gene Ontology annotation, cellular component: plasma membrane. The record is from RefSeq and is a predicted model, not a curated record. NCBI's taxonomy places the organism in Eukaryota, Metazoa, Chordata, Actinopteri, Lampriformes, Lampridae. Gene Ontology annotation, biological process: homophilic cell-cell adhesion. Bases 1 to 3726 code for a protein of 1241 amino acids.